This is a messenger RNA of Bursaphelenchus okinawaensis, 918 nucleotides long. Lineage: Eukaryota; Metazoa; Nematoda; Chromadorea; Rhabditida; Aphelenchoididae. The record is from the annotation of a GenBank genome assembly.
AUGGCGAUUCUGAAGCCGGACAAGGAUGAAAUUCAAAAAAUUUGCACAAAAAUGGGUGUAGGAGAGUUGUUCGGACUGUUCGCUUGUAUUGUCACGGCACGGUCGUGGGAUUCUGUAACCAAGGGAAUCACCAAAGUUAAGUCGACGGCUGCUGAGGUAGGUUAUAUUUUCAUACUGUUUUAAAUCUUUUAUUAUUCAUAUUUUACUACUGUUAGGUUGGUCAAAUAAUUUUGUGUCUUAUAGUUCCUAAAAUUUUCUUCGAAAAGGGGCACAGAAUUAUUUGAAUAAUGUAAUAUUAUAAAAUAAUUUUUGGCGUAAAAAGUUUAAAUUGUCCAAAAUUCAAUGUUUGUUGCUUUAGACUACGCAUAUAAAAGAGUUUGCGGCCUCAUUGAUACCUCAAAUCAGUCAAGUGCUGGACAAAAUGCCUCGGGCAAUGCUGUUGAUUCUAAAGACAAAUGAUCUUCUACGUGCAAUUGAACAUCGACUGGGAUCUCAAAACAGAUCUGAUGCUUUUAUUGAGGUAGGUAAUGUUGCAAAGUUUUUCGUUAUGGCACUUUUAUGUUUAAUUUGAUAUAAUACUUGAUCUUUUGAUAUGUUUUGCUUUAAAAGUUUAUGAAUGUAGGUUUGAAAUUGAGGUAUAGUGGUAGAAAUUUAAGUUAUUUCUAUUGAUCAAGUUAUUUUUAAGCGAUUUUUCUGAUGGGUUUUCAGAUGAGCAAACAGUGUAGUCGAACGGUCUUCGAACAUCGUCUGAAGCGUGCCAACACAUUUAGUCAAAAGUUCUUCCUCACGGUGAAACUGUACACAAUCCUCUUCAAACUCUACGUCUAUCAGGUGUAUCUCCAGCUGCGCGAAGCUUUCUACGGGUCUAAAAGCAUCAAAGCACAGUCUACUUCUGAUCCACUCACGAUUGUCUAUUAG